Coregonus clupeaformis (lake whitefish) is the source of this 4325-nucleotide messenger RNA. RefSeq names its product ephrin type-B receptor 1. Gene Ontology annotation, biological process: protein phosphorylation; axon guidance; cell surface receptor protein tyrosine kinase signaling pathway. Gene Ontology annotation, molecular function: protein binding; ATP binding; transmembrane-ephrin receptor activity. Bases 205 to 3237 code for a protein of 1010 amino acids. Gene Ontology annotation, cellular component: plasma membrane; neuron projection. The transcript is spliced from 16 exons. Lineage: Eukaryota; Metazoa; Chordata; Actinopteri; Salmoniformes; Salmonidae. The record is from RefSeq and is a predicted model, not a curated record.
CACUACCCCACUCCAUCCCCUACACUCGGCGGGGUCCUACACUGGUUGUCACAUACUCUUUACAACGGCUUGAAAUGUGACUCUCACAACACGGGUUUACCGACUGGAAUAUACCGCUCUGUGACAACUGAAGGGAUUUUUUGUGCGGGCAAAUCCUGCGUGGUUCUCAGUGGAUAUAGGCUGUGUGGACUAUACAUUUCUGCCAUGACUGUGGAUUUGUUUGCGGUUUUAUGGGUCAUCAUCACCACCACGGUUUCUGCGAUGGAAGAAACGUUGAUGGACACACGGGUGGCUACGGCUGAGCUAGGCUGGACGGCCUACCCUGCAUCUGGGUGGGAGGAGGUGAGCGGCUACGACGAGAACCUCAACACCAUACGGACCUACCAGGUGUGCAACGUGUUCGAGCCCAGCCAGAACAACUGGCUCCUCACCACCUUCAUCGACCGACGUGGAGCUCAGAGGAUCUACGUGGAGAUGCGCUUCACCGUGCGUGACUGCAGCUCCAUCCCCAACGUCCCCGGCUCCUGCAAGGAGACCUUCAACCUUUACUACUACGAGACGGACUCUGUUAUCGCCACCAAAGGAACCGCCUUCUGGAUGGAAGCCCCCUACCUGAAGGUUGACACCAUCGCGGCCGACGAGAGCUUCUCCCAGGUGGACUUCGGCGGACGGUUGAUGAAGGUCAACACGGAGGUUCGGAGCUUUGGCCCACUCUCGAAGAAUGGGUUCUACCUGGCGUUUCAGGACUAUGGCGCCUGUAUGUCGCUGCUCUCGGUCAGGGUGUUUUAUAAGAAGUGCCCCAGUGUGGUGCAGAACUUUGCCAUCUUCCCUGAGACCAUGACAGGGGCUGAGAGCACCUCCCUGGUAAUCGCUAGAGGGAUCUGCAUCCCGAAUUCAGAGGAGGUGGACGUUCCCAUAAAGCUGUACUGCAAUGGAGAUGGCGAGUGGAUGGUUCCUAUCGGGAGCUGCACCUGCAAGGCCGGUUUCGAGACGGAUAACGGGAACGUCUGCCAAGCCUGCCCCCCAGGGACAUUCAAGUCAACCCAGGGUCCAGGCCUGUGUCUGCAGUGCCCCUCCAACAGCCGCUCUGCAGCCGAGGCCGCCACUAUCUGCAUCUGCCGCAACGGCUACUACCGCGGUGACGUGGACCAGCCUGACAUGCCCUGCACCAGCGUUCCCUCGGGCCCACGGAACGUGAUAUCCGUCGUGAACGAGACCUCAGUGAUCCUGGAGUGGCACGCGCCCAGGGAGACAGGCGGUCGUGAGGACGUGGUCUACAACAUUGUGUGUAAGAAGUGCCGGGCGGACCGCCGUACCUGUUCACACUGUGACGACAAUGUGGAUUUUGUGCCGAGGCAGCUGGGCCUGACGGAGACCAGAGUGUUCAUCAGCAACCUGUGGGCCCACACACUCUACAGCUUCGAGAUACAGGCCAUCAAUGGGGUGACCAACAAGAGCCCCUACCCUGCCCAGCAUGUGUCUAUAGACAUCACCACCAAUCAGGCUGCCCCCUCCAUCGUACCCAUCAUGCACCAGGUGAGCUCCACCAUGAAGAGCUUCACAUUGUCAUGGCCACAGCCUGAACAGCCCAACGGAAUCAUCCUGGACUACGAGCUACGCUUCUACGAGAAGGACCAUUCAGAGAUCAACUCCACCAUGUUGCGCAGUGAGAUCAACACAGCCAGGGUGGAGGGCCUUCGGGCGGGCACAGUCUACGUCGUGCAGGUGCGGGCCAGGACCGUGGCUGGCUUUGGCAAAUACAGUGGCAAGAUGUGCUUCCAAACCCUCACAGAUGAUGACUAUAAGUCCGAGUUGAGAGAGCAGCUUCCUCUGAUCGCAGGGUCGGCUGCAGCAGGAGUGGUGUUCAUCGUCUCUCUAGUGGCCAUCUCCAUCGUCUGCAGCAGGAAACGGGUGUACACCAAGGAAGCGGUGUACAGCGAUAAGUUACAGCAUUACAGCACAGGAAGAGAACUCUCCCUGAGAGCCGACAUGUCUAACUGCCCCUCCCCACUGGGCUGCCCGACCCACUUCUCAGGCUCUCCGGGGAUGAAGAUCUACAUCGACCCCUUUACCUACGAGGACCCCAACGAGGCCGUCCGGGAGUUCGCCAAGGAGAUCGACGUGUCCACCGUAAAGAUCGAAGAGGUCAUUGGUGCAGGUGAGUUUGGUGAGGUGUACAAGGGACGUCUGAAGCUCCCAGGCAAGAGGGAGAUCUACGUGGCCAUUAAGACCCUGAAGGCAGGACACGUGGAGAAGCAGAGGCGGGACUUCCUGUCCGAGGCGUCAAUCAUGGGACAGUUCGACCACCCCAACAUCAUCAGGCUUGAGGGCGUGGUCACCAAGAGUCGGCCAGUCAUGAUCGUCACAGAGUUUAUGGAGAACGGGGCCCUUGAUUCCUUCCUGAGGCAAAACGACGGUCAGUUCACCGUGAUCCAGCUGGUGGGCAUGAUGAGGGGCAUCGCAGCGGGCAUGAAGUACCUCUCGGACAUGAAUUACGUCCAUAGAGACCUGGCCGCCCGCAACAUCCUGGUCAACAGCAACCUGGUCUGCAAAGUGUCUGACUUCGGCCUGUCGCGCUACCUCCAGGACGAUACUUCUGACCCCUCCUACACCAGCUCUCUGGGGGGUAAGAUCCCAGUGAGGUGGACAGCUCCAGAGGCCAUAGCCUACAGGAAGUUCACCUCAGCUAGUGACGUGUGGAGCUACGGCAUCGUCAUGUGGGAGGUGAUGUCAUUCGGAGAGAGACCCUACUGGGACAUGUCUAACCAGGAUGUGAUCAAUGCCAUAGAGCAGGACUACCGGCUGCCCCCUCCCAUGGACUGCCCCUCAGCCCUGCACCAGCUCAUGCUGGACUGCUGGCAGAAGGACCGUAACGCCCGGCCACGCUUCACUGACAUCGUCAACACCCUGGACAAGAUGAUCCGCAACCCAGCCAGUCUCAAACAAGUGGCAAGCAUCCCUGCAGUGCCUUCCCAGACCCUGUUGGAUCAUUCUAUCCCAGACUUCAACACCUUCAGUUCAGUGGAGGAGUGGCUGGGAGCCAUCAAGAUGACCCAGUACAGAGAUAACUUCCUCAACUCUGGCUUCACCUCCCUGCAACUGGUGGCACAGAUUACAUCUGAAGACCUCCUGAGGAUAGGUGUGACCCUGGCGGGCCACCAGAAGAAGAUCCUCAGUAACGUCGCCUCCAUGCGGGUGCAGAUGAGCCAAUGCCAGUCGCCCACUGCCAUGGCAUGACUGGAGGGGGCGCCGUGCCACGGGGCGGGCAUCAUUCGGGCUGGCAGGGACUACGGCAGAAAGGACUACACCCCUCACCGAAUGACCCCCGACCCGUCGGAACGUGCCAGGGUCGAGACUAUCAUUCUCAUCUAAUCCCAUCGAACAUAUAAUCAAACAUCAUUACCCAGGAGGCCAGGGUCCAGACGAAGACUAACUAUCACCUUCCACUAAUCUGAGUUAUACUGAGUUAUGAUGUAGAGUUCAAUGUGUUCAGAGACAGUUUUUUUCAAAUCUUAAUCUGUGAGUUCUACAGUAUGUAAUAUCAUCGUACUGUACUGUAAUCUAACCUCACGACAACCACAGGCUGACACAGUGAUGGAGUCUUGACUGGAUGAUAUUAGACUGGAGAGGAGGACCAAGUGGAAGCCAUUUUGAAGAGGAAGUUCAUUGGUGAAUCCCAAACCACCCCCUCUCCCUUACCAACUCGUUCAGAGGGCCCUCCGUUGUCAUGUGUUGCUGACGGAACUCAGAGGGUGACUUCCAGAGAGUGGCCAGGGGAUCAAUAAACCCAUCAACUUCGGGACAUACUCGUGACAAUUCAUGUUCCACUUUUAAAUAAUAAAACAAGCAUGAAAUUCAACCCACUGGGAAAAAACUGGUUGAAUCAACGUUGUUUCCACGUAAUUUCAACAAUAAAUGUGAUGAUGUUGAAUUAACGUGGAAAACUGAUUGGAUUUGCAAAAGUAAUCAACAUAAGGGAAUUCCAUAUUUUUUUCACCGAACUUUGAACCUAAAUCCAAUGUCAUGGUGACAUUUUUUGUUGAUUUCACGUUGAAUUCACGUUAGUUGAGAACAACCAAAUGUAAAUAAAAAAAUUAUGUUGAACUGACGUAUGUGCCCAGUGAGAAAUUUACAAAUCCCCCUGGUCAUUUUAUAAGAUAUUAACCUCAGUAACAGUUACACAUUUCAUUUGGGAGGUAUUUCAUCUGUUACGUGUCUUGAAAUCAGACAUAAACAAUUGCACGUGGCACAUAGAGUUGAAGUCGGAAGUUUACAUCCACCUUAGCCAAAUAUAUUUAAACUCAGUUUUUCACAAUUCCUGACAU